AUGACGUACACCACGUUUUCGCCACGCCCUUAUUCUGCCAUCGGCGAAACUCAUUGUGAAUCGGGAUUCGUCGCUAAAGACCACUGUGUUCCAUUGUCUCUGAAGAGCUACAACAUUUCUUCGUAUGAAAAAGUCAAGUACGUGCAUUUGUCAAGCGUGGGUAACCCUGUGUUCUGCAGAGACCUCGUCUGUUCAGUAGAGUCAUUUCCACCAUCCACAUCUUGCUCCUUUGAUGUUGAAAUCCACACACCAUUGUCACCACAUUCCACCCAGUAUUCAUCGGUGUCCAUGGAUUUCUGCAUCUUUAACGGCAUUGGACGAACUAGUCUGGUGAUAAAUGCUUUGUACCUGCUGGUAUUUCAACCUGUAUUCACCUGCGUCGGCAACCGAGGAAUAACCACAGUUGUGAGGGGCAACAAGUUGGGCGUGAUGAUUUCAACAGAUUGCAACAAAGUUUCUGUAAGGGCAAAUAUAAAAUACAUUCCUUACGACAAAAUCUCAAAUUCGGUAUUCUGUAGAGAUCUGUUUCAAAUGAUAGAGUCUGUUUCUCCAUCAUUGUUGUGCACCUAUGAUCUCCAAAUACACACUGCACUGUCAGAGACAAUCUCAUAUUCAUCUGUGUCGGAUGACUUCUGCAUCUUUAAUGCUUUUGGAAAAACAGAUUUAGAGCCAGGGACUAUGUACCGUGUGGAAUUAUAUCCUACAUUCACCCCUUUGGCCAACCAAGAAAGCAACCUGCCUUUCAGAGGAAGUGGACUGUCUGUGACUCUCAUUACAGAUAGGCCUAGUGAUUCCUAAAUAACAUUUAAAGAAUCAAGAAAGAAAAGGCUAUUGUUAAAUUGUCUUUUGUGAGCCAAUGCAUACCACAAGUACACUGUCUCAUUUGCGGGAAAAUACUAAAUUUGCGGGAAAAUACAGAAUUUGCCGGGGAGCACGAAACGUCACGUAACUGGUUGUAUGAAAAUACAAACUGCGGAUGAGACCAACAAAAUUCUCUCCAACACGCCUCACUGAUUGAAUUGGUCAAAAUUCUUGAAUUCAUUAUACCACAAUUCGUUAAAUUUGAAGAUUUCUUGAGCACGUUUUGGCCAAAAAAUGUGCAAGAUUUUAGUUUUUCACGUAUUGAAAGCUAAUGCUAGAAUAUAGCAUUGCGGAAUCAGUUGCCAUGUUAGAAGUUGGGCUAAUUAUAAUUAUCACGAACAUAUUUUAAGUAAUAACACGACAUGCUCUUUUACA
Molecule: messenger RNA, 1236 nt
Organism: Gigantopelta aegis
Lineage: Eukaryota; Metazoa; Mollusca; Gastropoda; Neomphalida; Peltospiridae
Exons: 4
Coding region: 1-798 (265 amino acids)
Source: RefSeq, a predicted model, not a curated record